Caenorhabditis angaria is the source of this 2920-nucleotide messenger RNA. Lineage: Eukaryota; Metazoa; Nematoda; Chromadorea; Rhabditida; Rhabditidae. The record is from the annotation of a GenBank genome assembly.
AUGGUGAAGAAGAAUAGGAAGAGUGGAGCGCACAACAAAACGAAAAAUGUGGAUGAGAUGAGCAAAAAAGAUGCGCUUUAUCAUCAGGAGAAAUUCGUGAAGCAAGUGCAAAAACAAAAAUAUUUGGAGCACAAAGAAAAAGAGCUUGCGCGUCAGCCACAUUGUCUAGUUAUUCACCGAGGUGAUGUUGGAAAAUAUGUGAAAGGGCUGGAAACCGAUUUGAGAAAUGUUAUGGAGCCGAACACUGCGAAAAAUCUCAAAAUCUUGAAGCGAAAUAACAUCAAAGAUUUUAUUGUGAACGGCAGUGUUCUUGGUGUCACAAAUAUGAUGGUUUUAACAGCCAGUGAUGCAUCGCUCCAACUUCGAAUGAUGCGAUUCUCACAAGGACCAACACUUACUUUCAAAGUGAAGCAAUAUUCAUUGGCACGACAUGUUGUGAGCUGCCAAAAGCGACCAGUUGCAACUGAUAAAUUGUAUAAAACCUCACCGCUUGUUGUGAUGAACGGGUUUAAUGAUAGUACGAAACGGCAACUUGCGCUAACUCAAACAUUCCUGCAAAAUAUGUUCCCUGGAAUCAAUGUGGAUACUAUUCAACUCAGUCAUUUGAAAAGAUGUCUAAUUGUUAAUUAUAAUGAGGAGACGGAUGAAAUUGAUAUUCGACAUUAGUAAGAAAUCGAUUUUUGAUUUUUGAAGAUGAAAUAUAUUUUCUACUAUUUUUUGACUUACUGAUAUCUUGAUUGAUCAGCAAGUUUAAAUCAAUUAGAAAAUAUAUUCCAUCAAAGAUCUAUCAAACAUCAAAAAUAUAAAAAUUUCAGCGCAAUCCGAGUUGUGGCAAGUGGUUUGAAUAAAUCCGUCAAGAAAUUGGUGCAAGCUGAGAAGACAAUGUCGAAAACUAUUCCGGAUUUGAGCAAUUAUAAGGAUAUUAGUGACUACUUUUUGAAGUUAGUGUAUCUCUUAAUAUUCCUGAAAAAUUAAAUAUUCUUUUCUCUGAAAAAUCCCAGCUCAAAAAGCAACAGAAAUUCUCCAAAGUUGAUGUUUUUUAUGAAAAUAUUAAUUUUCCUCUGAAAAAUCGUUCAGAAACACCUGCAUUUCAACUCUAAAAUCUUCUCAUUUUUCCAGCCCUGGUCAAUUAUCCGACAGUGAAUUCGAAGGUGAUCAACAAGAAGUCGAACUUCCACAAGAAAUCUCGGAAUCUCGUGGAUGUGGAGUCGGUCAAAAAUCAAAUGUUCGAUUGCAUGAAAUUGGACCACGACUUCUUUUGGAAUUGACGAAAAUUGAAGAAGGAAUUGAUGAGGGAGAAGUACUUUAUCAUAAACAUAAUGAAAAAACACCGGAUGAAUUGGUCAAAUUGAGAGCACAUAUGAAUAAGAAAAAGUGAGAUUUUUAAGGGGUUGGGGUGAAAAAUUUGGGGGAAAAUUGAUAAAAAUGGAGAUUUUUUCACCGCAAAUUGAUUUUCAAAGUUGAAAUCUCAUAAAAAUUAUGAUUUAGUACAGUAAAAAUGAUGGAAACCGAGCGAAAAUUAAAACUUUUAGCUGCAGAGUUUAAAAAUCUUCAGAACAUCAAACAUCUCAAAAAGUUCAAGUUCUCCCAACAAAAAACCUCAUUCUUUGCAGACAAAUGAAAAAACGACGUGAACAAGAGAAUGAACAACGUGUAAUUCGUCGUCUCGAAGUGAAUAAAGAGCGAAAUGAUGCGGAAGAAGCUGAAAUUAAAGCGAUUCGAGAAACGGCGGCAAGAAGACAAGCAGCUGCAACUGGACAAGUUGAAGAAGUUGAAAAUGAAAAGGAAAAAGAUCGAGAAAUUGCGAUGCAAAGAGAAAGGUGAGAGAGUAUUUGAAUUUAUCUUUAAUAUUUGCUUGAACAAAUUUUUGGGCUGAAAAUCAUAAAAUUGUCUUAUUUUCAGUUUUUAUUCGAAAAAAAUGAAAAUUGUGUAGAAAUUAUUUAAUUAGGAUAAAUUAUGAUUUUCUCUAGUUUUUGGUUUUAUAUAUCAAAAACUCAUUAAAUAUCAAAAUAUAAUAGAAAAUCUUGAAACAGUGAAAUUUUGAAUAGCACCUUUUUGAAAAAAAACGAAAAUCGAUAUUUUUAUUCAGAAAUUUAUUUUUUCUUUCAAAUUGUUUUUCAAAAAAACCCAGAUUAUUUAUGUUUCAAAAUUUUUAUAUCUAAAAAUUUCGGAAACGAUCGGGGCUAAAAAUGUCAUCUUUUUGUUUCUGAAUUUGGAAUGAAUGUUAUAAAAAUAAUUUAGUGUUAAAUUGAAAGAAAAAUUCAUUCAAAAAAUACUGUUUCAAAAUUUAAUGGAAAGAAGGAACAGUUUUUCUUUUUAAAAAAUAUUUAUUAGCAACAAUAGAAAAAUUACGAUGUUUCAAACAAUUGCUUCAAAAUUUCCAAAAAUGAUAUUUUGCAGAGACCUCAAACGAGCCAACGAAGAAUGGGGAACCGAUGGAGGAAAUAGUAGAGAAUUCAAGAGACGCAGACAUAACGAUGAAGAAGGAAAUGAAGGAGGAUUCAGAGGAAGAAGGGGUGGAUUCCGGGGAGGAAAUCGAGAUUUUGGCGAAAAUUCUGGAGGCUUCAGAGGAAGAUCGGGCUCUAGAGGUGGUGGAUUUAGAGGAAGUUCAGAAGGAGGAUUUAGAGGAAGAGGAAGUUCAAGAGGAGGUGGAUUUAGAGGAGGAUCAGGAGGAAAUCGAGAUUCGAAUGGAUAUAGAGGAAGAUCGGAUGGAGGAUCUGGCGGUUUUAGAGGAGGAUCUCGAGGUGGAUUCAGAGGAACUGGAGGAAAUCGAGAUGGAGGUUCAGGAUUCAGAGGUCGAGAUUCUGGUGGCUUCAGAGGAGGAUCUAGAGGAGGUUCAGGAGGAUUCAGAAGUGGAAGUUCUAGAGGCGGAGGAUUCCGUGGUGGUUCAAGAGGUGGUGGAUUCAGAGGAAGAAAUUAA